Molecule: messenger RNA, 2202 nt
Organism: Penicillium cinerascens
Lineage: Eukaryota; Fungi; Ascomycota; Eurotiomycetes; Eurotiales; Aspergillaceae
Product: DEAD/DEAH box helicase
Exons: 3
Coding region: 1-2202 (733 amino acids)
Biological process (GO): DNA repair; telomere maintenance
Molecular function (GO): ATP hydrolysis activity; DNA helicase activity
Source: RefSeq, a predicted model, not a curated record
AUGUUCAAAAAGGCCGUUAAGGACCAUCCUGGAGGGGUUCAUAAACCUCUUCAGUCUAAUUUCCUGCGCGCAAACACAAUUGUGACCUCCAAGCCUUCACCACCUCCUCCCCAAUCCUCCGGCGUCAAGCGCAAGAUAGAGAUGCACAAUGGCGGGGAGUCCUCACUCGGUUCCCUCCACAGCUCUGUUUACUUUGACGAAAACGACUUUGAUGAUGACCUCGACCUUGAUAUCGAUGAACCUCUUCCGUUUACCGCGCCGGCCGUCAGUAAACCUACGAAGCCGGACAUUGUGACUUAUCCCACCAUCGACCUUACAAGCUCGAACGAUAAUAAUGCGGCGCCUCUUAAUGGAAGCCAGCCGCAGUCAAAUAUAACAUAUCCGGAAUUGCCACCUGCCUCGCAGGAACGUGCCGCGCCUUCAAGCAGCAUCCAAAUCCCGUGGUCCUCCUCCCCACCUUCUCACUUCCAGCCGCCUCCCAGACCGCGCACUCUGCCAUGGCUGAAGGAAGCCAAGGAAGAACCCGAUCAAGAAAAGAAGGAACUUCCCAGAUUUGUGACACCGAAGCGUACAAAGCCGUCAGAACCUUGGAACAAGAGUGCGAGCGCGAUCAAGGAAGAGCAGAAAGAAUUGAGGCGGGAAUACAAGAAGAAUCAAAAAGGCGAGGAAGUCCCACAACCCCAGAGCGAGGAAAAGGUUGCCGGCAUAUUCCUGAGCGAUGAACAAAAGGCUGUUCUCGAUGCCGUUGUUGAACGUGGAAAGAGUAUCUUCUUCACUGGAUCGGCAGGUACUGGAAAGUCCGUCCUCAUGCGAGAGAUCAUCAAACACUUGCGCAGAAAAUACAAGCGAGAGCCAGAUCGAGUAGCGGUGACGGCAUCCACAGGCCUCGCAGCUUGUAACAUCGAGGGUGUCACUCUUCACAGCUUCGCCGGCAUUGGACUGGGCAAAGAGGCCGUGCCUGAAUUGGUUAAGAAGAUUAAGAAGAACCAAAAAGCACGAAACCGCUGGCUACGCACCAAGGUUCUCGUCGUUGAUGAAGUGUCGAUGGUUGAUGGGGACCUUUUUGAUAAACUCGAGGAAAUUGCCCGGCGCAUUCGCAACAACGGGCGUCCAUUUGGAGGCAUUCAACUCGUUGUGACUGGUGACUUCUUCCAAUUGCCACCGGUGCCGGAUGGAAGCAACCGCGAGGCAAAGUUUGCGUUCUCCGCGGCUUCCUGGAAUACUUGUAUCCAGCACACCAUCCUUCUGACCCAUGUAUUCCGUCAACGUGAUCCUGAGUUUGCGGCGAUGCUUAAUGAGAUGCGACUGGGCAACAUUAGCCCGUCGACAAUCGAUGCGUUCAGGAAGCUCUCCAGGCCGCUCAACUUCCAUGACUCGCUUGAUGCAACUGAAUUGUUCCCUACGCGUUCUGAGGUUGAGAACGCAAAUUCUCAGCGGAUGCAUAGACUCUCUGGCGAGCUCAUGACAUUUAACGCUGUGGAUUCUGGCACCAUCCAGGACGUCCAACAUCGCGAGAAACUCCUGUCUAACUGCAUGGCCCCGCAAACUAUUCACCUCAAAAAAGGCGCCCAAGUGAUGCUUAUCAAAAACAUGGAGGACAGCCUUGUCAACGGAUCUAUUGGACGAGUAGUUGCCUUUAUGGACGAAUCGACCUUUGACUAUUAUCGAGACAACGAAGGGGACUUUGCCGGAGGUGAUGGCAAUGCAAGUGACGAUGAAGGUCUCGCUCGUGCAAGGAAGAAGCUCAAGCCCAUGGCACACAAGGAAGGCGGAGUUACCGUGACGCGAAAAUGGCCGCUGGUAUGCUUUGUGCAGCCCGAUGGCACCGAAAGACAUCUACUUUGUCAACCCGAGGCUUGGAAAAUUGAGCUUCCCAACGGAGAAGUUCAAGCGCAACGUCAACAAGUGCCAUUGAUUCUGGCGUGGGCCCUUUCGAUCCACAAGGCCCAAGGUCAGACUCUCCAGCGAGUUAAGGUCGACUUGGGUCGAGUUUUCGAGAAGGGUCAGGCCUAUGUGGCUCUGAGUCGGGCAACCUCUCAGGCCGGACUACAAGUUACUCGUUUCGAGCCUCGAAAGGUUAUGGUUCACCCUAAGGUUGUCGAUUUCUAUAAUAACUUGGUGUCCAUCAACCAAGUCAUCAAGCCCAAGAAAACCGGCAGUGGGUUUGAAAAUGGACUUGAUGAGUUCAUAAAUGCUAUAUAG